AGAUUAUUGGGUUAUAAUUUGUGGUUUAGUUAGAUAAACAACACAACGAGGAACUGACGGGAAAGUUGUUGAUAUUUCACAUUUUGGACUACGAUUUUUAAAGAAUAUGUUAUUCAGAACUGUUCUGAAAACUUUGCAGAAUUAGAUGGGAUAGUUGGAUUUGUUUUAAACAAGUCUGAUACAAUUUGUAAAGAUGCCGUCUUCAGGCCGUACGUCAGGGAGCUCGUCCCGCAGGAGUCGAUCGAAUCACAGCCAUCAUCACCACCGCCACAGGAGAAGACAUCGGCUGAGACCGAAGCAGACGGAACGGAACCUGGUUGCCUCUAUACUCGGGAUGGUUGUCAUAGCUGUUCUUAUCUCGGCCCUAGCAGACAGAAAGUGGUUCAGACUGCAUGGCGGGAAGUGCAAACAGGAGUAUCUGGGUGCCUACCAAUUCCUCACACCAAAUAUCGAAAAUAUGGCAUCAUACCAGUACUGUUUUACAAGUAAAGCGAUACCAAUCAUGAGAGCGGUGAUAGGGUUCCUGUUCCUGGGCAUCGUGUCGUCUCUUGUUGCAUUCUUCCUAGACACCUUGGGACCUAUGCAGACACCAUUAAAGCUCUGUAGAAGAUUCGCUAUCUCAUCCAUUGUAACAGUCCUCUUCUGUGUCGCCAUCAAUGGCUUCUGCUAUUGGGUGUCAACGUGCAUCGAAGAAGAGCUCAAAGCCUACAAACUGGUCUCGACCAGCAAAGUCUACGUCACGUUCGAGAUGGGCUACUACUUGGUUGUCGUCUCGGGGGCACUCUCCGUCGUCAUAUCAGCCACCAAUCUUCUCAGGCGGUACCCGCUUUACGACGAGCCCCAGAGGAGAGAGAGGUUGGUGGAAGACUGGGACGAGCUGCUGGAGCAAGAGCUGCCAGGUUUUCCUCCCAACGCAGCCCUCACCGCCCCUCCUGCGUACACCCCUUAACAGCAGGUGUCAUCGCCGCCAUCCAAACGACUAGGAUGGUUUUUGUUUGUAACAUCUUGAUGAAAGCAAUAUUGAGAGGUUCAAAAUACAGGUGAUAUUAUGGAAGGCCCUGUCUUACAAAUUAAUGUGAUUGAAUUUAUUCUCUCAACUAUGGAAAGCCAUCAGCACCAUAAUUCUUUGUCUAUAACUGUAUGCACUUUGUCAAUAAGGAGGAUCACACUGAUGGACCAAUACAAUGACCACACUCAUGAAAGUAUUUGUCAUAUUUAGAGGUCAUGAUAUAAAAUGGCAUGUAUAUUUUCUAGAUCAUGGUGUCAUUGGCUUUCCAUAGUUAAGAUUGAUUGGAUCAAUCGUACUGAAUUGUAAGACGGGGUCCUGGGGGGAGCAUUUCAUCAACCUUUUUUGUCCGACACGUUCUGAUUGGCUGAGAAGCAUUGUUCCUAUGGUAACUGUGGGAUAAAACGUCUGAUGACUCCUUUCAUGAACAGCUGACCUGUUAUUAAUUAUUCUGAAGUUGUUCCAUUGCCAUAAUUAACCAGACCACCGUAUUCAUUUGAAUGUUACAAGGGAAAGAAAUCCAAAAUGAAAUUGUUAACAAAAUCAAGCCCACUGUACCUUAUUCCAUCUGACUGCAUACAAAUAUACUGUAUACAAGAUUUUUCUGUUGAUGUCCUCCAUCUCACACACUCAUGGCUUUAUUUCUGAACUUUGUUGGAUAAAAACUUACUUUUAUUACCCAAGAUGCGCAUUUAGCAAAUUCCUCUAUCUGUUCAUGAGCAUUUGAAAUAAGAUAGUACAGUGUACAUUUAGUUCAAUAUUAGCCAAAAGUGGGUUUUGAUAAGAUACAUAAUAUUGCUGUUCACAUAUGAAAAAUAAUUAUGGGAUUUCUAGAAGUACAGCUUCAACAACUAUGACUCGAGUGUCGCUGAGGCAUGUAAUGUCCUAUUUGCAUUUUAACCAUGCAGCAAUACUGCCGACUGCCGAGUAAUGAUACAUAAAACACAUUCAAAUGAGUCUUCUCAGAAGAAAUGGAUAAAUGUAAAUGGCUAUAUUAUACUAUACAUUAAUCCAUUCUCCCAUGAUGCAAUAUGCAUGUACUUUUGGUGCUGCAUGGGUACAAGGAUGAACAUUGUUCAGAUAUGAUGCAAAAAAGUUCAGCAACAUUUUAAUCUCACCUGCAUAGCAGAGUGAGACUAUAGGCACCGCUUUUCCUGUCUGAUUUUUCUUUAUCUGUUUAAAUCAUAUCAUUUUCAGCCCAGAGCAUCCCUUUAAAGGCAUUGGCUAGCUUUGUGAAGAGCCGAUUUAACAAAUUCUCAAACCAAGAUGAAACACGAGUACAUGUAUUAAAACUACUCGGGAAACAACCAUUUUUUAGGAUGAAAAGCUAUAUAUAAUUACAAAGCAAACCACAAUUUUAUAAUUUUACAUCUUCAGGUCAUUAAUAGGACACGUAUAGUGUAUGUGAUGAACUUAAGAUAGUGUUUCUGGUCACUUUAUAUUUUACUUUUUAAAACACUAAAUGAUUUUGGGAUACGAUUUUUUUUUUCUGAGCUUCAUUUUUGUAACAUAUUAGAUACAUUAGGUGAAAAGUGGGACCUUGUAGCUCAGAUUUCUAACAGUCAAAUCAAUGUAAGCCUAUGCCUUUAGGAUGUGAGACAAAUUGCACCAUUUAUGAUGAUAAAUGCACAAUGUAAGCUGCUCAUUGCAAAAAUAGUCAACAUUUUCUUGGAAAAUGGAGUUCAUUAUGAUUGUCAUCAGAAUGAAUUCACUAUGAUGUCAUCACAAUGAAGUCAUCAUGAUGUCAUCACAAUGAAGUCAUCAUGUCAUCACAAUGAAAGUCAUGAUGUUAUCACAAUGAAGUCAUGAUGUCAUCACAAUGAAGGUAUUACAAUAUCAUGACUCAUUUAGGUUUCAUAAUGAUUCUGUGAUAUAUGAUUUUAACGUUAUGUUUUGUAGUGAGUUUAUAUGCAAGUAUGGACUUACAUUUUUUGCUACAUGUGUAAUAUUUUUUAAUUUGCAUCAACCUUUAAAAAGUAUAAGUCCAGUAUCUCGUCACGUUGCUACAAAAACUUGUUUGUGCAACCCGUUUUUUUCUUGGGGGGGGUUUGUUUUGGGUUUUUGGGGGGCGUGUCACAUCCCAUUUACUAUGUACAAGAAAAUGUUGUUGAGCUGAGUUGCGUCAUGUCUGAAUAGGCCGUUUAAAUGUAAAUUAAAAUGUUUAUCAUGGGAGAUGAUAUACAUCGCACCAUGGAUAAAUGGCUUUGUUACAGUACUAAAUUUUUAAUAUGGUGGCAUGUAUAUGAAGUUAAUUUGUGUUAAGAUUUCUUGUUGUCUAUCAGCUUAUAAAAUAAGCAUGUGACUUUUGUAUGACACUAUAAAUCUUUUCUCAGUGAUCUCUGUACUGGUAGAAUUAUAGAAUGUAGAGUGCCAGGUAUUUGAUUGUAAGAAAGUAUCAAUUCAGGCAUAUAUGUCUGAUGUUGAUUUUUAUUGCAUUUCACCAUUGGAUGAUACAUGUACAUGUAGGUAUUUCGCCAUAAUACAUGUAGGUGUGAUAUAGUAUACGUUUAUAUAUACUUAGGAAGUGUUGUUGCAAACUUGCAAUAAUUGUAUCUGUUUAUUUUCUGUGAUUUAGUUAAUUAUUUUUAUUCUUUUCAUAAUUCUGAAAUUACUUUUUGGUAGAUUUUUACAAAAUAUUUGUAGAUUCAGGGUGGAACAGUGAAAAAAGAAGAGCUGUGAGAAUAUACAAUUGACAGAGAUGUUAUUGUUGCUGGUUUUCUUCAACUCGUCUUCAUUUAGCUUUCCCACUUAAAAGUCAUAAUUAUAUGCUCUAUAGGAGAGGGUUAUAUUUGUUUAUAGAACUUUGUGAUAGCUGUUUGAAAUCUGAUGCUAUGACAAAAUUUUGGUAUGCAUGUAGAUAACAUAAAAUAAUAAAUAAGUGCACUUUAUUGACCAUCUAAGAUUGCUUUUUCCUCAAUUAAAUGUCGUAGCAUUGAAGAGUUUUGAUCAUUUCUAUUCAAUUUUUAAUUAGUUUAGAGCCAUAUGUCUGGCAGAGUAUGAUAAUAGGAUAGCAUUUCCUUCAUGUAGGCAUCAAAUUAACCAAUCAGCAUGCUUACAUUGUAGUAUUCAAAUGGAUAUUUUGUUGGCAUUUUCAAUAACUAAUAAUCUGCUUUACAUAAUGUGAUUUGAAUAAAUCACAAUAUAAAGUUUUAUUUAAACAAUUCAUUAAAUUCUCACUCAACCGCACCAUUAAAUUACGCUGUUAUGCAGUAAUAAUUUUUUUGGGGGGAGGAUAAAAAAAUAGCCAAAUUAUUUGUGAAUAAUAAUACAUGUUUGCUGAAUGUGAUCUUACUAGAUUUUUAUUUUUGUUGAGUUUGAAAUGAAAAUAAUAAUGAUAAUAUAGGAUUUAUAAACCGCAUGUAUCCACCUUGUUAGGUGCACAAGGCGCUCCUACUAUAUUACCCCGGCUAUAAAGCUAGUCUACCGAUUCCGGUAGCCAUCUUUUCCCAUUAAAUAUACAUGUAUGUUUGGGAAUGGGAACACCCCUUUUUUACAUCCUGAUAAAGAUUACUGUAGCUUUUUCUCAUUUAUUUCUUCAGGUUAUGUAUAUAUUCAUUUUUAUAAAGUAUGUUUACAACUCACAAAGAGAGUAAUAUAUAGUGUAUCUGGGCCAGUUGCACAAAACUUGAUAAUUACGUGUACCGGUAGGUGAUAACUUUCCAUGAAAUCCUUGAUUCUGAUUAAAUUGUUUAGCACGGAGUGUUUCACAUUAACAUCAUUACAAGAGAAUGUAGGUCUAGCUAUUUGCAUCCUGACCAUUAGUACUGUUAUGAAAAUGCAUACUCUGAAAUUAUGACUCAACAGCCAAUUAAAUCAAGGUUUCCAUGGAAAUGUUUAUAAGGUAUGUUUCAUAAAAAUUCAAAAUAAUGUAGUUAGUGCAUGGUUUUAUUUUUUUUUCAAUGAAAGAAAAUUAGAUGUAUCAGUUAUAAAUGUGGGUUUUUUUAAAGACCUUUGCAAGAAUGCUUUGAAUACAAGAAACUAGAGGGGCAGGUCAAUGUAUGUAACAAUGAUUUGCUCCUUUGUCUAAUAAGAAUUUUCUAGCAUCUUGAAUGCAACUUUCAUUUUAAAAAACGUCAAAGUUAUUAUAUGAAUUUGUGUUCCAAAGAAACAAGUCUUUGAAUGCUUUAUGAAUAAUAUAUAUUGUAUCAUACUUAUGUUGUAAAUAAUUAUGAAAAAGAGAUGUUUAUAUGUAUAACUUGUAAACUUGUGUCAUAUUUUUUUCUCUAGGUUUUAUUAGAUGGAAUUAGCUAUUCUGGAUGAGAUAAUCAGUUUACAUUCAAGCUGGUAUUUGAUUUUCCAAGUCAGAACUAUUUUAGUGAGAUAAAUAUUCAGUGGCCCUGGUAUGGCCAGUUUGGACUGGAGAUAUCUCUAGAGACUUUAAUGGUGCCAGAAUGUUCUGUGGACCCCGUAACAUAAAGCUUAGCAAUUGAUUGUGGGGCAGAUUUAUAUGAUUGAUUGCAUUGAUUAUUGUGUAUGAUCAUUCAUAAAACUCGGUCCCACGAUCAAGCACUAGGCUUUGUUACAAUGGCCUGGUUCAGACAAAGCUUGGGAGUGAAGAACUGUUGUGGGUAAACGAUGGCUUGACCCUCAACUCGUCUGAGAAUGUUCCGCUGGCACUGCUGCUGCAAUAAUAUACAGCAUCUUUUUCUAAUGUAUUCCAAACGGUCGUCCCAGAUGUUUCUAUGGCUUGAGACUGAUUCUGUGACCGAGCUAUCUUUCAGAGAGCCAUCACAGGGACGCAGCAACUGAAAAAAAGUCUUAAUAAGAGCUACGAUCUGGCCACGGGUAGAACAAUCAUUUCGGUAAAUGUUACUUUCUAUCUUGUGCUGAAACAUGCACACAAGGUUCUGUCUGAAAUUAUCUAUGAAAGUCUUCAAUGAGAUAAAUAUUUUCAAAGUCUGUAUAUUCUUUGUAGUACCUCUUUUCUUUUUGUUGGCAAAGGUGAUUCUUUCAUGUGUCAUGAAGUUUUACACAUGUACGUCUAAUUAUUGACUUUAAUUCAAUACAUUAGAGCACGAGACCUUACAUCCUCGGUUGCAAUUUAAUCAUGACCUGCACAGUGUCUACAGGAAGUAUUUGUACUAUGCUGGAAAUAGAAAAUUCCAACCAAGCUGGCUAUUAUAAAAUCUGAUUAAUUAUAUAUCUGAAACAGACGAGGACACCGUUCUCAUUAUACUUUCUAAAACUGAUUUACUGGAAACCAGUUUGGAAGAUUGCUUUACUAGCGUUCCCAUUUGAUCACCUGAAAGUGGUUUUCUAAAUCACUUCACGUAAAGCGAUCUUGUUGCUAUGGGAACACUCUCAGUGGGGCGUCAUGUUUCGCGCGAAAUGUGCGAGGAUUGCUUCCCAAAGAAUGGUUAUGUCCGCCUGUUAAAACCAGUUUAAUGAUCUUCAUAACUUCAUAAGUACAUUGCGAUCUUCAGAACUACAUUGAGAGGUGGUUUUCUGAACCGGUUUGGGAGAUCGCUUCCAAGACCACUUCGAGCGUUCUUAUUUCACGUUUAAAUAGUUACUAGUUUCCAGUAAACUAGUUUUAGGACGGUAGUAAGAACGGUGUCAAGUAUAGCUUUUUGUUUUCACCUAGUCAUGCGUGAAUGAUUAUGAAUCAUAAGAUGACUUCUUAUGAGUAUAACUAACAAUACUAUCAAAUGAAAGUGUAGUGACCAAACUAAUUUCUUUUGAUUUUACAGUUUGAUUUGUUACUUUUCUACCACCAUAUAACCAUUUCGGGCGAGGUGAAAUUACGUCACAGACCACAAACCACAUUACUUUUUUGUUCACAUGGGUCUGGUAUCAUUCCACCUUCUGAUUGUUGUUGAAAAUAUAUUAUACUUGUGAAUAUGUUGUUAGUUGACAUAUAUGUGUACAUAUGUAUGAGUGUAUAUUCAUAAUCUUUAAUAUGUUUUCAACAAUAUAGCAAUUUUUUAUUAUGAAUAUGAUAGAAAAAGGGGAGGACUAUUUUUCUUCGGUGGAAUGAUACCAGACCCAUGUGACCAAAAAAGUAAUGUGCUUUCUCGAUCUGUGACGUAAUUUCACCACACCCGAAAUAAUAUGGUGGUAAAAAAGUAACAAAUCAAACUGUAAAAUAAAAGAAAUUAGUUUGGUCACAAUGAAAGCAUUUAAUUAGAAGUCAUGAAAUGCUUCAAUGAUCAGCCUGAAAAUAUACAUCAUUGCUUAAAUAAUACAGUUAUUCAUGCACGACUAAAAGGUAAAAAAUUAAGGUUAUACUUCUGUCAUAAUGUGCAAUUUAUUAGAUUUUAUUAUUGCCAGUUUCUAAUAUUGUAAUCCCUAUUGUAUGAAAGCUGCAAUGGGAAGCAACAAAUUUAUGAAUACAUGUAAAUAUUAUUUGUCUCAUUUUAUAUUUAACCAGUUAUUAAAUACAUGAAUUAUCAUAGA
This is a messenger RNA of Lytechinus pictus (painted urchin), 7402 nucleotides long. RefSeq names its product transmembrane protein 127-like. Gene Ontology annotation, biological process: negative regulation of TOR signaling; negative regulation of cell population proliferation. Gene Ontology annotation, cellular component: membrane. The coding region runs from base 194 to 949 and encodes 251 amino acids. The record is from RefSeq and is a predicted model, not a curated record. Lineage: Eukaryota; Metazoa; Echinodermata; Echinoidea; Temnopleuroida; Toxopneustidae. The transcript has 5 exons.